AUGCCGGUGAUGAGGGGUCUGCUGGCCCCGCAGAACACCUUCCUGGACACUAUCGCCACCCGCUUCGAUGGUACCCACAGUAACUUUGUCCUGGGUAACGCCCAGGUACAGUCCCUCUACCCCAUCGUCUACUGUUCUGACGGCUUCUGUGAGCUGACCGGCUACGCCCGCGCCGAACUGAUGCAGAAGAGCUGCGCAUGUCAUUUCCUGUACGGGCCGGAGACCAGCGACCAGCUGACGGCAAAGAUUCAGGGGGCAUUGGACGACAGGGGGGAAUUUAAGAGUGAGCUGGUGUUCUACAAGAAGGGAGGUACCCAGUUCUGGUGUCUGCUGGACAUCGUGCCCAUUAAGAAUGAGAAGGGAGAGGUGGUGCUGUUUCUGGUGUCCCACAAGGACAUCACUGACAACAAGAAGGACCAGGACCCAGAGCAAGGCCCAGAGACUGAUGAAGAAACGGGUCUGGAAGUGCACAAGGUCACCCGUCCCCCAGGCUUCAACACCAACCGCAGACGCAGCCGGGCGGUGCUCUACCACCUGUCUGGACACCUGCAGAAACAGGACAAGAGCAAGAUCAAACUCAACAACAACAUGUUUGGGGACAAGCCACCCAUCCCAGAGUACAAGGUGGCAGCCAUUCAGAAGUCCCGAUUCAUCUUGCUCCACUACGGGACCUUCAAGGCAGGCUGGGAUUGGCUAAUCCUGCUGGCUACCUUCUAUGUGGCAGUCACGGUGCCCUAUAAUGUGUGUUUCACUGUGGUGGGGGGGCGGGACGAAGGGAGCUGCCCCCGCAGCCCCCCCAGUGUGAGUGACAUCCUAGUGGAGAUCCUCUUCAUGCUAGAUAUUGCAUUGAACUUUCGGACGACCUUUGUGAGCACGUCGGGCCAGGUGGUGUACGAUGCCCGUUCCAUAUGUGUGCACUACGUCACCACCUGGCUGUUUGUUGACCUCAUCGCUGCCUUGCCCUUUGACCUGCUCUAUGCCUUUAACGUCAGCGUGUACUUUGGGGUCCACCUGCUGAAGACAGUGCGGUUGCUGCGCCUGCUGAGGCUGCUCCAGAAGCUGGAGCGCUACUCCCAGUACAGUGCUGUGGUCCUGACCCUGCUCAUGUCCAUGUUCGCCCUGCUGGCCCACUGGAUGGCCUGCGUCUGGUACUUCAUCGGACGCAGAGAGAUCGAAAACAGCCCCAACUCCUGGGACAUGGGUUGGCUCCAUGAGUUGGGAAAGCGUCUGGGCACCCCUUACUUCCUGUCUCCCCUUGCUACUUUGGCUCCUGGUUUGCUGCACCCCACCAUCGUCAACGCCUUCCCGGCCAACAGUAGCCAAUGGAACGUGUCCGGGUUGGAGCUAGCAGGGCAGGACUCGUGGAACUCCAGCCAGUGGAACGUCACAGGGACUGGGGCAGGGGCCUUGGCUGGUGGGGUGGGGGUCGGUGUGGGACAGGGUGGAGGGAUUCUGGGUGGGGGUCCGUCAGUGAGGAGCUCCUACGUGACGUCUCUGUACUUCGCUCUGAGCAGUCUGACCAGCGUGGGCUUCGGAAACGUCUCAGCCAACACCGACUCUGAGAAGAUCUUCUCCAUCUGCACCAUGCUCAUAGGAGCCCUGAUGCAUGCGGUGGUGUUUGGUAACGUGACUGCCAUCAUUCAGAGGAUGUACUCUCGGCGCUCCCUCUACCACACCCGUACCAAGGACCUGAAGGACUUCAUCAGGGUCCACCGCCUGCCCAAAGCCCUGGAGCAACGUAUGCUGGAGUGCUUCCAGACAACCUGGUCUGUUAACAAUGGCAUCGACGUCAGCGAGUUGUUGAAGGACUUCCCAGACGAGUUGAGGGCGGACAUCGCCAUGCACCUGAAUAAGGAGCUGCUGCAGCUGCCGCUGUUUGAGUCGGCCAGUAGGGGGUGUCUGCGCUCCCUGUCCCUCAUCAUCAAGACGUCGUUUUGCGCCCCGGGAGAGUUCCUCAUCCGUCAGGGAGACGCCCUGCAGGCCAUCUACUUUGUCUGCUCCGGGUCCAUGGAGGUGCUGAAGGACAACACUGUGCUGGCUAUACUAGGGAAAGGGGACUUGAUCGGCAGUGAUUCUCUGACCAAGGAGCAGGUGAUUAAGACCAAUGCCAACGUGAAGGCCCUGACCUACUGUGACCUGCAGUACAUCAGUCUGAAGGGGCUGAGGGAGGUGCUGAGGCUCUACCCAGAGUAUGCUCAGAAGUUCAUCUCCGAGAUACAACACGACCUCACAUACAAUCUCAGAGAGGGCCACGGAGCUGACGUUGACUGGGAGAGUAACGGAGGCCUGGUGAAGAAGCUUUCUUCCAUUAAGGAGGAUGAGGAGGGUGAUGAAGAACAGAGCUCUGUAUCGUGUGCCCCCCGUUCCCCUUUACGUCUCACCAGGGUUCUUAACUCGCCCCUGCGCUCCCCCCUGCUGCCCCCUCGGCCCUUCCGCCCCCCCUCAGAACACAUACGCCCCGCCACCCUGCAGAUACCUGUGGUCAGCUUCAGCAGCGCACCGCCGGAGCUUAGUCCCAGGUUUGUGGAUGGUAUUGAGACAGAGAGAAAUGUGAACUCAACCCAAAAGUUUGAGUUUAGCUCCAGUCUUCUACACAGUGGUCCACCAUCCCCAGGACUAGGGAUCCAGCAGCAGUCAGAAAUCAAACAGAGUGUCUCUAAGCUGAGUGACGAGAUGAGCAGUCUCUCCCAGCAAGUCUCUCAGCUCAGCCAGGAACUGCUGGAAAUGACCCGCCUGCUCCGGCCCCUCCUCCUCGUGGCUCCUCAGCCAAUCCUGACAGCCAUGACGCCCAUCCUGACUCCACACCCCAGCAGUGCCAGCCAACCGUCCAGGACACCUCUGGUGGUCCCACCUCCAGCCCCGCCCUGCUCCCCACAACCCCACCCCCGGCGAACGCAGUCUUGCUCACUAUUGGACGUGGACAGUGCUGACACAGGGAGGGUGGACCUGCCAGGUUGCCUCCUCCCCACCUCCCCUCCACAGAGGCCUCCAGACCAGGCCCAUUCUCCAAUCUCCCCAGGGAGAUGCUCCAAGGACUCACUCCGCUCCAACCCCCCUUCCCCUGGGACAGGAGACACAGAGGGGUCCACCCACCUCUCCAACGGUUCUAACCACUCCAACCUCCCGGUCUCUAGCAACGGGUUCUUCCCUGUCCAGGACCGUCCUCCCCUUGCCUCCCGCACCCCGUCCCCCUCCCUUUCCUUCUCACUGUCUCUCUCCUCCUCGCCCUCCUGCUCUCCCUGCCAGGGACCCCACCAUUCUCGACCAGGCAGUCACAGUAGCCACAGCAGGGGCCUAUUCCCCCCGACUCCCACCCAGGAGACCCCACCCCCACCUUCCUCCCAUUGCUCUGCUCCCCCGUCACUCAUCUCCUCGCCUGGAGACCAUAGGCUGAGGGUGGUCAGCCCCACCUUUUCCUCCUCCACUAACCUCAUCCCUCCCACGUCCUGUCUUAACCCCUCGCCGUUCUCCCUGGACUCUCUGAGGGGGGAGACACAGGGGGGCCCCAGGCUGGAGGCAGGACACCUGGAGCUUGAGAUGCAGGAGUGGGGAGGGGAGAGGGGGGAGGGAUGCUCCCAAAUGAUGGAACACAUCAGCUACAUCGACGAGGAAGGGCCAGCUCUGUGA
This is a messenger RNA of Oncorhynchus masou masou (cherry salmon), 3627 nucleotides long. It is a transcript of the gene kcnh3, whose product is annotated as potassium voltage-gated channel, subfamily H (eag-related), member 3. Gene Ontology annotation, biological process: regulation of membrane potential; potassium ion transmembrane transport. The record is from RefSeq and is a predicted model, not a curated record. Gene Ontology annotation, molecular function: voltage-gated potassium channel activity. NCBI's taxonomy places the organism in Eukaryota, Metazoa, Chordata, Actinopteri, Salmoniformes, Salmonidae. Gene Ontology annotation, cellular component: plasma membrane.